AGCUUUUUAGAUGUGCAUAAUCCCGGAGUUGACCCAGAAAAUAGGCAGUCGCUUCAAGAUCUGACGCUUCAGUCUUUGUGCGCACCUCACCCGGCAAUGACGCGCGGCCCCGCGGACUCCACGCACUGAGCGCCCCCCUUUCUACCUCCCUCCUGUCCCUCCCUCUCCUUCCUCACCGCAGCGGACCACCGGACCGGACCAAGCCUUGAGCGGAGUAACUUUUCCUUUUUUUUUUUUUUUCUCCUCCCCCCCCCACCCCCCAGCUUCCUUCGGUGGAGCUGAACACGGAGGCAUGGCAGACCACCUCAUGAUGCCCAUGAAUCACGGUUCGGCCGGCGCCAGUCUCCACGGUUACCGAAUGGGCAUGAACGGCCUGCAGGCGGGCCACCCGCCGCACGGCCAGCAGACGUCGGCCAUGCGGGCCAUGCCCGGCGGCCAGAUGAUGCACUACGGAGGCGCCCAGGCCGGCAUGGAGAUGCGUCAACGGCAGGGCAUGGUGCCCCCCGGCGGGCCCAUGAGCGGACAGAUGAACGGCGCCCAAAUGGGGCACCACCACCAGAUGAUGUACAACGGGCAGCAGCAUCACAUGCACCAGGCCCAACAACAACAACAGCAGCAGCACCAGGUCCAGCAACAACAGCAACACCAAGCCCAACAGAGCCAGUUCAUGAAUGGAGGCCUAACAUCUCAGCAGCUCAUGGCCAGCAUGCAGCUCCAAAAACUCAACACGCAGUAUCACGGACACCCGCUGGGUCCCAUGGGUGGCGGCGUAGGGGGCCACAUGGGCGGCCCCGCCAAUCAGUACCGCAUGAACCCGGCCCAGCUGGCCAACAUGCAGCACAUGGCGGGCCCGGCGCUGGCGCUGAAUGGCAUGGACGCGGACAUGAUCGACGAGGAGGCGCUCACCUCGCUGGUCAUGGAGCUGGGUCUGGACCGGGUCCAGGAGCUGCCCGAACUCUUCCUGGGCCAGAACGAGUUUGACUUCAUCUCAGACUUUGUGAGCAAACAGCAGCCCAGCACGGUUAGCUGCUGAGAGGACCCGCCCCACCCCCCACACCUACCCCCUGCCCUUCCCCAAACGACCCAACUAGCCUGGACCAAUGGGACAAAUACAUGGACGGUGUGCUCAUCUCUUUUUUUAGGACCACCGAUCCAAGGAGUCACGGCGCCGGGUGCGCAGAAGGAGAACUCUGGCGGUCCUCGUGGUCUACAGGGUGGGAGGGCUCGCCCGACCUUCGGAAGUCUCGUCUCACUUCCCCACUUCCUGGACAUGAAUGUUUAAAAAAAAAAAAAAAAAAAAAAAAAAAAAAAAUCACGAAGCCACUCUGAACAAUAACACUGUGUUUCCUCCAAGGUGUAUUUAUUUAUAAUCGGACAAAGAGAACUACCACUUCCCGGGGCAAGUGAUUUUUCAUGAUUUUACGUUAAUUAUUACGGUCCCCCCCAUCAUCCUCCAUCUUGGUAUUAAAAAUAAGCUCAGAAGUUCCAAAAAGGAGCCUUAAUUUGACAAGGCAUUGUCCACUUUUUGAAAGAGUUUGAAUUCCUUUUUUUUUUUUUUCUUUUUUUAGAUGUGCUGUUCUCAAAAAUCAACUGCUUGUACUGUAUGAAGCUGUAUAACUCUGACAUGUCCACACUGUUUUGUGUUCUCAUGGAGACGUAGAACCGCCUUAAUCACGCAGAUUCUUAUUUAUUAUUAUUGGUUGUUUAUAGUCCCUUUUUUGGUGGAUGAGAUUUUGAAAGGAGGGAGGGAAGGUCUUUGUGAAAGGUUUUGAGGAUCAAUAAAGAUGGCCUGGAUAGAAGUGUGGCCUGCUUUUCCAUUCAUUGCAUAGCCUCUCACUCCCCCACCAAGCAACCACCCGCUGUCGCCCUCCCCCGGGCCCGAGCUAAAUGCUGAGGUUUAACCUGUGGGUGAAGAGACGCGUCGCUUUCUUCUGCCAUGGAAACGUGAUACAAUAUUUAUGUUUGAGGUGUGCGCUUAAAGUUAUGCAAUUGUUUGACAUGGCUGAGAAAAGGCCACUAGGAGAUGAGUGUUGUAUUCUUACUGGCGUGGCUUUUGUUUUGUUUGUUUACAGUUUUUCAUAUAUCCAAUUAAACUGAUAACGAUAAUGGGUCAGAA
Molecule: messenger RNA, 2116 nt
Organism: Phycodurus eques (leafy seadragon)
Lineage: Eukaryota; Metazoa; Chordata; Actinopteri; Syngnathiformes; Syngnathidae
Gene: cited4b
Product: Cbp/p300-interacting transactivator, with Glu/Asp-rich carboxy-terminal domain, 4b
Exons: 2
Coding region: 293-1033 (246 amino acids)
Biological process (GO): regulation of DNA-templated transcription
Cellular component (GO): nucleus
Source: RefSeq, a predicted model, not a curated record